GGAGAUUACAUCGAAUCCUUAAGAUAUCGGACCGACACACCGGCCCCUGAUCUGCAGCUGUGGCCCUUACCAUAGGACUAUAUAGAGGACUGAGCAGCACUAAGGCACCAGGGACCUGGGAUCACAUCUGGAACUACAGAUUGAGUUCAUGACCCGGGAUGGACAAUAAGGCCAUGUAUCUACACACGUUUGAUGAAAAAGAAAAUGGCUCAGUUUUCGAGGAAUCAUUCGACGGGAAAAAUCUGUCCAAGAUGAAUCUAUGUGAAGGAUGUCCAACAAAUGGAAAGAAAUCAUCUCGUCGCUGCGGGCAGCUGGGGUCUAUCGCGGCUCUGAAGUAUGCAGUGGUGGGUCUCUACCUACUGGUCUUCCUUAUCCUUGUUGGAGUGUUCAUCUUGGCAGUGUCAAGACCUCAGAGUGCCCCAGAAGAUCUUAAGGUGCUAACAAGCAACGUCAACCGCCUGAAUGAGAGCUACAGGGAUCUUCAGUUUAAGCUCAUGCAGCUCACCUUUAAAGGAGACUUUAUGGUCCAUAUCUGGAAGCUGCAGGACCUCUUACAGAACCAUACAGACUUUUUGUUUCAAUUGACAGAAUCCUUGCAGAAACUUGAGCAGAACCUCAAUGGUGUCCAAGACAUGGCCUCCAAGACUGACACAAUUGCCUCAAGUCUUGGUGCCAGCCUAAACCAGGUCACUGACUCUCACAAUCUAGACAUCUAUAGACUAUCAGCCGAGGUAAACAACAGCCAUUAUGUAUGGAACCACCAUGACGCCAUGCUGAAGACACUGACGACUAAAGUCGAAGGACUCAAUGAGCAGAUAAGUGACUUGAUGGUGACCCUGAAUGCCAUAAAUGGAACUUUUUCCUACGACAUCGGAAUCCAUCAUUCAAGGAUACAAGAACUUCAGGGUCUCAUAACCAAUGUAUCUGAAGACACCAGACAGACGAGGCUUCUUCACAUGGUUAUGGAGCAGCAGCUAAAACAUGAGAUGGCUCUGAUCAACAAUGUGACCGAAGAUCUUCGUCUUAAAGAUUGGGAACACUCAAUAGCCCUAAAAAACAUCACAUUCGUAAGAGGUCCGCCAGGGCCAAAGGGAGACCAAGGACAUGAAGGAAUGGAAGGAGAACCUGGGGUCCCCGGACUGCCUGGAUUAAGAGGUUUUCCAGGUGAAAGAGGACUUCCUGGUCUUCCUGGUCAGAAAGGAGAUCAGGGAGAUAUUGGAGUUCCUGGUAGUAUGGGUCUACGUGGACUUAAAGGUGAUCGUGGGCAAAGAGGAGAAAAGGGCGAGAAAGGCGACAGAGGAGAACUAGGGUCGGCCGAGGAGGGGGUGGUGCGGCUGGUGAACGGAUCGGGACCCCACGAAGGACGGGUAGAGGUCUACCACAACAAGAGCUGGGGCACCGUGUGCGACGACGGCUGGGAUAAGAAGGACGGCGACGUGGUCUGCCGGAUGCUGGGAUACAAGGGAGCCGAAGAGGUGUACAGGACUGCCAAGUUUGGACAAGGUACUGGACGUAUCUGGAUGGACGACGUUGCCUGUAAAGGAACCGAGGAAUCGCUUCUUCAGUGCAUGUUCUCCAGCUGGGGCAAGACUAACUGUGGCCAUGCCGAGGAUGCCGGAGUGACCUGUCUCAAACAGUGAGCCAAGGGGGGUCAGAAGACGGUGGAACCUUGAUCAUGGAGACGUUAGAUCCAGUCCCGGCUUAGAAGGUCACAACAUCUUAUGUUACGUGUUGUGGCCCGAGCAUCGCGGAGACUGUUGAACGAGACUUUGCUUCUUCGUUGACUUCAGGCUCGAAAAGGAAGGAAACCAAGAUGGCCACGCUUCCAAUUCCGUUUAUCGCAGGUGUUUAUGAAGCCAAAGAAAUAUUCAGCGGGGGGCACAUUAUUGUUAUCUGGGAAGACCAGGACUCAGCCAGUAGCAUCCCGAAUCUGGUGUAGCUCCGAUUUUGGUACAAAUGGGGGCUAAGAUUGAGCUGAGCGCCAUUGUAAUAAACCAAAAAUUCAUACAUAAAAUGCAACAUAUAGGACAUUGCUAUUCGCGUCCGCGAUCUGUCGAGAAACUGACUAACUUGUCCCAGAGCCUUGUAUACCAAGCAAUAUGCAUAAAAAAUGUACCCCCCCAAAAAAAAAAAAAAAUUCUGGGCAGAUAUUUACUCACCGAUUCUGCUUUUUUUUUUUAAUCCAAUGACCGUUUCUCUUAUACUGUGCUUUUGUCGUCUUUUUCGAAUUUCAUGUAUUUGAAACUAAUGGAAAACCAUGAAAUAGCAGGAAACACAAUAUGACCGAGAUGGGCACUAAGGUAGACAGCCAUAUUGUCAUGGCACGGCUUCUGUUUUUUUUACUUCCGUAGCUCGCGCAGACAGAAGACAGACAAAACGGAGGCUAUUUACUGAGGAAUAUACGGUGAUAAUGUGACCAUAUGGUACGAGGUAA
Messenger RNA from Hyla sarda, 2434 nucleotides. RefSeq names its product scavenger receptor class A member 5 (gene SCARA5). Gene Ontology annotation, molecular function: ferritin receptor activity. The transcript is spliced from 9 exons. Gene Ontology annotation, cellular component: plasma membrane. Gene Ontology annotation, biological process: iron ion transmembrane transport. The coding region runs from base 159 to 1640 and encodes 493 amino acids. NCBI's taxonomy places the organism in Eukaryota, Metazoa, Chordata, Amphibia, Anura, Hylidae. The record is from RefSeq and is a predicted model, not a curated record.